Molecule: messenger RNA, 2216 nt
Organism: Drosophila grimshawi
Lineage: Eukaryota; Metazoa; Arthropoda; Insecta; Diptera; Drosophilidae
Gene: Mtl
Product: ras-related C3 botulinum toxin substrate 1
Exons: 5
Coding region: 408-995 (195 amino acids)
Biological process (GO): small GTPase-mediated signal transduction
Molecular function (GO): GTPase activity; GTP binding
Source: RefSeq, a predicted model, not a curated record
CUUGUCAGUGACGCGCUGUCAAAAGAAGGCGUGUGUAUGUGUGCGCGAGUGUGUGCUGUGUGAAACAAAAAAAAGCAGAUCAAACGAAAAUACAAAAGUAGAAGGAAACGCAGCGCUGCCAAUUAAACAUAUAUUUAUUUAGUAACAUCAAAAUAAAACACUACAAAAGAUAGUUGAAUUGGUGAUCUACGCGUGUGUGUGUGCAAGCGCAUUGCAUUUGUGUGUGUGUGUGUGUGUAUGUGUGUUCGGUACACACAAAUACAAAGAUCCAGUGAUAUAAGCAAAGUACAAAAUAAGAAGAAAGAAAAGGAAAGCAGCUCGAUUAACAUUCACGACUUGAAAAUCAUCCGCUGGCACCGCGAGACAAAGGAUUGUUAAGAAAACGCAAAUACAGUCACGACUCGACGAUGUCAACCGGAAGGCCCAUAAAAUGUGUCGUCGUUGGUGACGGUACCGUCGGAAAGACAUGCAUGCUAAUCUCCUACACAACAGACAGUUUUCCCGGUGAAUAUGUGCCUACAGUUUUCGAUAAUUAUUCGGCGCCCAUGCAAGUGGACACAAUACAAGUGUCGCUGGGGUUGUGGGAUACGGCCGGACAGGAGGAUUAUGAUCGCUUGAGGCCGCUCUCCUACCCACAGACAGAUGUCUUCCUGAUAUGCUACAGCGUUGCGAGUCCCUCGUCAUUCGAAAAUGUCACCUCCAAAUGGUAUCCGGAGAUCAAACAUCAUUGCCCCGACGCGCCCAUAAUACUAGUUGGCACCAAAAUCGAUUUGCGUGACGAUCGAGAGACAUUGAGCGGCCUGGCCGAACAGGGCUUGACGCCGCUUAAGCGCGAGCAAGGUCAGAAGCUGGCGAACAAAAUACGCGCUGUGAAAUACAUGGAGUGCUCCGCCUUGACGCAGCGCGGCCUUAAGCAAGUGUUCGAGGAAGCGGUCCGAGCGGUGCUGAGGCCGGAGCCAUUAAAGCGACGCCAGCGAAAGUGUUUAGUUAUGUAAAUAAGCUGCGUCAACCGGCAACAGAGAAUAUUACUCAGAAGCAGUAGUAAAGAAAACAGAAACAAAGAGAGAGACACACAAACACACACAACAUACAAACAAACCAACAAACAUAUAAACCAAUGGAGCGCCCUCAUCUCUACCUAAGCGUGAACAAAUCAACAACGUGGAAAACAUGGAUUCAUUGAGCAUUAUCAUUUAUUUUUAUUGUCUUAGUUUAAAUAGGAUUUGCAUAAUUCAUAAUUUGAGAAACCGCAUGGCACAAAACUAUGACUCCCUCCCAUUAGAACUAAAAAGUAAUUAACAAAAAGCAGCAACCGGAGAUAAUCCAUAAUUCGAAAGCAGCUAAACAUAUUGAAAUCUAGUCAAUUGAAUCGAAUGUAUUGCACUAAUUUUAAUCAACAACAGACAGCCGCAACAAAUUAUUAAAGAAAACGCUGGCAAAAAAUAUAAACAAAAUGGAAAACGAAUCGGAACAGUUGGUUUCGCAUAUCAGUGCUAAAGUAAAUCAAUAUUUAAGCAAUUCCUAAUAUUUUUUAUUAAAUGUAUUAUAAUUAUGUAGCCAAGGCGUUUCCUAAUUUCAACAAUAACCAAAAACACUGGACGAUGAGCUCUUAGAGAAAAACAAAAACCUAAUUAAUGCAAAGAACACAUUUAUACGAAACUUUAGCAUAACCUUUUUUUCAAACUAUUUGUAAUAAUCGCAAUUAAUUAACUGACGCUCGUUUGAAAUUGUCUUUUCAAAUUGUAACAACUGUUGUUUAUUAUUUUUAUAUUAACUUAUUUAUUGUCCUAACUUUAAUAAUGCAAAUGUAUAAACAACUUUUACGGCUUAAGUAUAGCGAAAAGUGUAUAUGGAAAUGGAAAAGGAUAUGGAAAUGGCAAACUGCAUUUAAAUGUGACUUGACUCGAAUCAAAAAAAAAAAAAAAAAAAAAAAUUACAACUAAACAUAAACAAACCACAAAAAAUGCACACAAUUUUGUAAACACUUCGAAUAGCAAACCCAACAAAAAACAAAACAAUUUUUUAUAUCGAUUAUAUAAAGUGGAACAAAUCUAACGAAAACUCUCAUGUAAAUGUCAAAUGUAAACGAAUAUGGGCUCGCGAUCCUUGAUCCUUUCGGGAUUGAGCAGCAGCAGCCGAAACAGAUUACUUAUGAAAAAUCAAGAAAUAUAUAUACAUACAUGCUGUAAUUAAUAAAAUCAAAAAAACUGUUCGAU